This is a messenger RNA of Epinephelus moara (kelp grouper), 1979 nucleotides long. RefSeq names its product cytokine receptor-like factor 1b (gene crlf1b). Gene Ontology annotation, molecular function: cytokine receptor activity; protein binding. Lineage: Eukaryota; Metazoa; Chordata; Actinopteri; Perciformes; Serranidae. Gene Ontology annotation, cellular component: external side of plasma membrane. The record is from RefSeq and is a predicted model, not a curated record. The transcript has 8 exons. Gene Ontology annotation, biological process: cytokine-mediated signaling pathway. The coding region runs from base 228 to 1397 and encodes 389 amino acids.
AACCUGAGCGCUGCUCCAGCAGCAGCAGAGUCACUGUGGAGUUAAAAGGAAUCAAACCUCGUGUCUCCUCCAGCAGCAGCCUGACUGCAGACACCUCGGUGUGAAGAGGAGCCAACAUUUGAUCUGAGAACAGCCGCUGAAGAGUGAAGCUGCGCGGUCACCUCUGCUGGGCUGACUGCUCCUCACGUCCCGGAAACUCAGAGAGGACCGAGAGGAAGAAAAGCAGCAUGUUUUCCUUCUUGUUCCUCCUCCUCCUUGUCUCACAUGUGCUGCUGUCCUCGACACAUGUAGCAGUGAUCUCCCCUCAGGAUCCCGUCCUUCAUAUCGGCUCCAGCCUAACAGCCACGUGCACACUGAGCCCUGAGCUCGGCCUCCACGCCAACACGUUGUACUGGACACUGAACGGGAUGAGUCUGUCCAGCAGCACCUACAGUGUGUUGAGCCCCGACACCCUCAGCGUCACCCUCCACAACCUCAACGGCUCCCAGCAGCAGUCUGGUGACAACCUCGUGUGUCAUGGAGCAGAUGGACACGUCCUGGCUGGUUCAUGUCUCUAUGUGGGCAGGCCUCCAGAAAAGCCAGUCAAUUUAACGUGUUGGUCCCGCAACACGAAGGACUUGAGCUGCAAGUGGAGCCCGGGGGGGCGGGGCGAGACCCACGUCCAAACCAAAUACACCCUCAAGUACAAAUUGAGGUGGUAUGGGAGAGAGAAGGAGUGUGAAAUUUACAGCACAGGGAAGCAGCGCUACUCCUGCUACAUCCCCCGCAACCUCGCCCUCUUCACGCCAUACGAGAUCUGGGUGGAAGCAGCCAAUCAGCUGGGCUCUGCCAUCUCUGACAUCACCACCCUGGACAUCCUCGAUGUAGUGACCACUGACCCUCCUGCCAACGUGCAGGUGAGUCGCGUCGGCGACCUCGAGGACCAGCUGACGGUCCGCUGGGCCAGCCCCCCCGAGCUCAAGGACAUCCUGUUUCAGGCCAAAUAUCAGAUACGCUACAGACUGGAGGACAGCACAGAAUGGAAGGUGGUGGAUGAUGUUGGUAACCAGACGUCAUGUCGCCUUGCUGGCCUCCGGCCUGGGACUGUCUAUUUUGUGCAGGUGAGAUGUAAUCCAGUGGGCAUCUAUGGCUCCAGGAAGCCUGGCAUCUGGAGUGACUGGAGCCACCCGGCUGCCGCCUCCACACCCAGCAGUGAGCGGCUGCAGACUGGUUCCUGCGAUCCUAAGCCCGGUGAGCAGAACUCCACCCUGCGGCGGGAACUCAAGCAGUUCUUUGGCUGGGUGCGCAAGCAUGCAUCUGGCUGCAGCGGCAUGUCAAUCAAACUGUACGAUCAGUGGAGGGUGUGGCUGCAGAAAUCGCACAAAACGCGCAACCAGGUAGAUUCUACAAGACGAUAAUUCAUAGCAGCGCCGCUCAGCACCACUGUGGUGUUUAAUUCAAGAACAGCAUCAAGAAACACUGACAGAUAACUGGCCCCGAGGGACCCAGCUGUGUGAGAGGUCCAACGCCCCGCCUGAGGGAUACUGCAGUGUUUGGUCAUAAAGCCUUAACUUGAGUUUAAAGGGCCCGAGUGGAAGAUAACUGAAGUGAGACAAUGCAGCCUUUUUCUGCUGUUUCCGCUGGCCAAAUCUGUCCCUUAGAUCUGUUUGCACAAACACAAAUGUUAAGGCCCUCAGUAACUGCACUUUUACUCUAAAAUAAAAGUCAUUCUCACAGUUAAGACUUUUUAAUAAUUUAAUGUAAGAUAAGCAAGUCAUUAACGGUACUUUGAUGUCAAACUAUACAAACUAUGCCAAACAGAAUUGCAGUGGCAGUAAAAUGAGGGACGUGGGACCAAAAUGUACAAAACAAUCCUCACUCUACUGUUAUAGCUCUAGACGUUUAACAAAGUAUUUUUGUGAGGGUGGUUUUCUCCAGGCAAAUAUAAAUGUGAGAUUCACAUUGUUAUGGCCUUUAGGGUAGUUUCUCUCUACAUUUAU